Lucilia cuprina (Australian sheep blowfly) is the source of this 968-nucleotide messenger RNA. RefSeq lists its product as uncharacterized. The coding region runs from base 564 to 953 and encodes 129 amino acids. The transcript has a single exon. Lineage: Eukaryota; Metazoa; Arthropoda; Insecta; Diptera; Calliphoridae. The record is from RefSeq and is a predicted model, not a curated record.
GCUCUGCCAACAUAUACACGAAAUUCAUUUGCGGAGUGUGAGAUUUUAACAUUUCUUUAUCAAUGAGAAUUAAGUUAAAGCAAAAAGCUUAGAAAUUACGAAAAAAGUUAAUAGAAUAUAAGAAAUCCUAAAGCUUUUACGAUAUACUUGUUAAAUGUUACCAGUUUUGUAAGCAAAAAUGCUGCUGGCUGCUACACAAUCUACGUAAUCGAAACGCAGUCAUCAUCAUUGACGAUUCAUUUUAACUAUACAAGAAUUUAGUACGAUAAUAAACUCCGGAAUUUAAGGAACAAAAAGCGGUUCAUGAAGUUAAAUUAUACAAAAUAUAAACAAUUACAACGCGUUUUGUAGUAAAAAAAGUGUUUUUAUUUAUAUAUUUAAGAGUAAUUUUAAAGAGUAAAAGAGCGAAUGUCAAAACAAAUAUAUUAGUGACGUCAUUUCAUUAUUGUGUUUUGUUUAAUAAAAAAUAAACAACCAACAACAGUGAAGGCCUUUAAAAUUUAGGCAAAUUACUAAAAAAAAAUCAAAACAAGUGUGUUUUUUGAAUUAAUAAUUUAUACAAUAUGCAUAAUACACAAAAAAUUUUCGGGCAAAUUAGCCGAACUUUGUUAAAACAAAGCCUCCGUUUUGAAAUAAAUAAACAACCACAACAAAAGUUAUUAACUUUAACUUGCCAUUUAUCAAAUACACCUGCUUCACAGGACGAUGCUCAUACGAAUAAGACACCUUCUUCUUGUGCUGUAAUUCCCGCCCAAAAUUAUUCAAAAUUUACUGCCGCUCGUGAGGGUUUACCGUUGGCCGGUACCCAAUUGAUAUGCGAAGAACGCGCUUUUGAUUUGAUCUCAAAUCUUAAAGAAACAGAAUUGGCGGCCAUUAAAUUGGCCUUGAAGAAACAUGAAGCUAAACAGCAAAAAUUAGGUUUUGAAGGUGAGUUUUCAUUGAAAUCUUUAUAAUUUUUAAAAAUUUUU